GGUGAGGGAUGGAACAGGAGGCGGGCGAAGCUGCGCUCGGGGCGGCCGUGACCGCGCCCACACCCAGGACCGCGCCCACUUCUCAAGACUUUAGGUGGCCGGGCUGCUGCGCUCAGACACUGGGGAUGAUGUCGGGCUUCGGGCGCUACAGUCAUGCGGUGGUGCGCGGGAUUCCGGACUCGCUUGCGGGCGGCGCGCUGCGGAGGAGCGCCGAGAGCGAGCCGGUGGACACGGCGCGGGCCCGGCGGCAGCACGAACACUACGUGCACACGCUGGGCUCCCAGCUCGGCCUCGAAGUGCUGGAGCUGCCGGCUGACGAGCAGCUGCCCGACUGCGUGUUCGUGGAGGACACGGCGGUAGUCUGCGGGGACACGGCGCUAAUGAGCCGGCCCGGGGCGCUCAGCCGGCGUGGAGAGGUGGAAACUACAAAGAAAGUUCUGACUCAGCUUGGUCUUAACAUCGUGGAGAUGGUUGACGAGACAGCAACUCUCGAUGGCGGUGAUAUCCUGUUCACAGGGAAAGAGUUCUUCGUGGGCCUUUCAAAUCGAACCAACCAGCGUGGUGCCGAGAUUCUGGCCGAUGUUUUUAAGGACUACGCUGUCUCCAAAGUCUCUGUCAAAGGGGCGCUACACCUGAAAAGUUUCUGCACGAUGGCCGGUCCAGGACUCAUCGCCAUUGGUUCCAGCGAUCAGGCUCAGAAAGUGCUCACGAACAUGCAAGAGAUGAGUGAACAUCGCUACGACAAGCUCACUCUGCCUGACGAUGAAGCUGCAAACUGUGUCUAUCUCAACACCCCGCAGCACGGCCACGUCCUUCUGCACCGCAGUGCCGAGGAACACCCCGAGAGUGCAAAGGUGUUCGAGAAACUGAAGGAUUAUCUGCUGAUUCCAGUCAGCAACUCUGAACUGGCCAAAGUUGAUGGGGGGCUCACCUGCUGUUCCAUUCUCCUCAGUAAAGGGGCUUGAUAAGCACAAUGAAGCAAUUUUACAAGAAAAAAGGGGGCAUUACUUUUAGUUUGGCAAUAAUGUGAUGAUAGAUUAACAGAGCCCAUCUGGAUCACACUGCCCUUUCCUCUCGUCUCCCGCUUUCUACUGCAAUCAAGUGGCUCUUUACCGCCACCUUGUGAUUGAAACCACUUAGAACCUUUCUCUGAAUGAACAAUGGUUAAAGUAUAUACUAUACAAUAUAUAUAACAAGGUGAAUUAAAUUAUAUACAAAAUAAUUAAUAUAGAUUUAGUUUAAAUACUGCAGUUGAUUAUUUUGUGUUUUGAUUUCAUACAGUAAGUUCUAGAACAGAAAACAUGUAAAAUUAUGAGGGUAUAGAUAGUUAAGGCAAGCAAGCAUUUUCCUCUGAGCUUGAGUAAGACUAGAACUAGAGGUCAUGGGUUAAGGGUGAAAGGUGAAAAGUUGAAGAGGAACAUGAGGGGGAGCUUCUUCACCCAGAGGGUAGUGAGAGUGUGGAAUGAGCUGCCAGUAGAAGUGACGGAUUAAUUUCAAAAUUUAAGGGUACGUUGAUGGGAGGGGUAUGGAAGGCUAUGGUCCAUGAGUGGGUCGAUGGGACUAGGCAGAAUAACAGUUCGGCGUGGUCUAGCUGGGUUGAAGGGCUUGUUUCUGUGCUGUACUCCUCUAUGACUCUAUAGAACAUAGAGUUACAGCACAGUACAGGCCCUUUGGCCCAUAAUGUUAUGCCAGCCUUUUAACCUGCUCUAACAUCAGUCUAACCCGUCCCUCCGACAUAGCCCUCCAUUUUUCUGUCAUCCAUGUGCCUAUCUAAGAGUCUGUUAAGAGUCCAUAAUCCAUCUGCCUCUACCACCACCCCUGGCAGGGUGUUCCACACACCCACCAUUCUCUGUGUGGAAAAAACCUACCUCUGACAUCCACCUUAAAAUGAUGCCCGUUGUAUUAGCCACGGACAACUGUGGGCAUCUCCCUUGGCUUUGUACCACUUCCACAUUAAUAAGGCACAUGACAAGAUUUCGCCACACUUGACCAUUCCAUUAGAGGCACACACUGUGAAAUUAUGGAGCUGAGUUGUGAAGUGUUCCCAGUUCCUUCUGCUAUCAAGUUUGUCUGCACUCCAGUGUACUUGUAUUAUGUUAGUGUAGCCCUUUGCACGGUGUCUGUGCCAACGAUGUCAUUGCUUUCAGCUUGGUUACAGGAUGCCUCCUUGUUCCCUUUUUUGCCAAAAGAUUUCUUGACGCAGUUUUCACUGAUCACCCCUGCUUCAUGCUGAAUAAAUAAAAAUCAAUAUCAGAA
Hypanus sabinus (Atlantic stingray) is the source of this 2256-nucleotide messenger RNA. It is a transcript of the gene ddah1, whose product is annotated as dimethylarginine dimethylaminohydrolase 1. Bases 9 to 965 code for a protein of 318 amino acids. Gene Ontology annotation, biological process: positive regulation of nitric oxide biosynthetic process; arginine metabolic process. Lineage: Eukaryota; Metazoa; Chordata; Chondrichthyes; Myliobatiformes; Dasyatidae. The transcript has 6 exons. The record is from RefSeq and is a predicted model, not a curated record. Gene Ontology annotation, molecular function: dimethylargininase activity; amino acid binding.